This is a messenger RNA of Hibiscus syriacus, 1537 nucleotides long. Its product is annotated as amino acid transporter AVT6C-like. Gene Ontology annotation, molecular function: amino acid transmembrane transporter activity. The transcript has 5 exons. Bases 64 to 1503 code for a protein of 479 amino acids. NCBI's taxonomy places the organism in Eukaryota, Viridiplantae, Streptophyta, Magnoliopsida, Malvales, Malvaceae. Gene Ontology annotation, biological process: amino acid transmembrane transport. The record is from RefSeq and is a predicted model, not a curated record.
CUUCCGGUGUCUGUUUGGUCUUUUCACUACCCCUGCCAAUACCAUAUGUGCUCGUCCUAAUAAAUGUGUAAUGAUCCAGAGAAGGAACCACUAAUAAUCCUAGCCAGAAAAACUCCAUAUCACCGGAUGACUUCUUCGACCUCCACCGGAGCAAAUGCCCCACUCCUUCAGGUGAACAAGCCACCGGCAAAGCAUACAUCAGUGUCCGGUGUCGUCUUCAAUGUUUCAACUAGCAUUAUCGGUGCCGGAAUUAUGGCAAUCCCGGCAACUCUCAAGGUGCUUGGAGUAGUCCCAGCAUUUCUGUUGAUAGUGAUUAUAGCUUGGCUAGCAGAUAUCUCGGUUGAAUUUCUGAUGAGGUAUACAAAUACUGGCAAGUCAACCACUUAUGCCGGUGUCAUGAAGGAAUCGUUUGGACGGGUGGGAUCGUUUGUGUUGCAAGCAUGUGUUGUGUUGAAUAAUCUCGGUUGCUUGAUCAUUUAUUUGAUAAUUAUUGGUAAGUCCAUCAGUUUCAGAGAAUUUCAACAAUUAAUUAUGUUUCUGAAUGCAGAAAUGGAUGGGGAUGUUCUUUCAGGAAAUCAACCUGAAGGAUCAGUGCAUCUAGGUGUUUUACAAGAAUGGUUUGGUGUUCACUGGUGGAAUUCCCGUGCCUUUUCGAUCCUCUUCACUGUUGUAUUCAUUAUGCUUCCAUUGGUUUCGUAUAGGCGUGUAGAAGCAUUAAGGUUCAGUUCUGCAAUAGCAGUUUUACUUGCCGUGCUAUUUGUUGCCAUCAGUUCUGUUAUGGCGAUAACUGCACUCUUUCAAGGCAAAACCGAGAGGCCGAGACUGCUGCCUUACUUGGACAACAGAGCCUCUUUUUUCGAUCUCUUCACCGCUGUCCCUGUCAUUGUAACAGCUUUCAAUUUUCAUUUCAAUGUUCAUCCUAUUGGUUUUGAGAUGGAUAAACCUUCUGAUAUGAUGAAAGCAGUCCGAAUUUCUCUCAUACUAUGCGGUGCCAUCUACUUUGCCAUUGGGGUCUUUGGAUACCUUCUUUUUGGCGAGUCAAUCACGUCUGAUAUACUUGUUAAUUUCGACCAAAAUUCUGGUUCAGCACUCGGACCCGUACUCAAUGACAUAGUUCGAUUAAGCUAUGCCCUUCACCUCAUGCUGGUUUUCCCCCUCUUGAACUUCUCAUUAAGGGCCAACAUCGAUGAAUUCCUUUUCCCAAGUAGGCUUAUUCCGGCAAGAGAUAACAUAAGAUUCAUGUCCGUCACUGUUAUUCUUCUAGCCAUUUGUUACUUGGCGGCCAUAGCCAUCCCUAACAUAUGGUAUUUCUUUCAAGUCAUGGGAUCAACCACUGCUGUCAGCAUUGCCUUCGUCUUCCCCGGCGCUAUCGCUUUUAGGGAUGUUCAUGGCAUAUCGACAUUAAGAGACCGGAUUAUAUCUGCUUUAAUGAUAAUUUUGGCUGCUGUUACGAGUACAAUAGCCCUUUCUACCAACAUAUACAGCCUUUCAACUGAGCUUUAGCGGAGGUGCUUGAAUUCAAGUGUAUCCACCUCCA